AUGGGAGAACGAAAGAUUUGCCGUAUUUUCGGUAAAAGUUACAGAGCAAAAUCAAUAUUUAAUCUGGUUAAAAUGCCUUCAUGUACAAGCUCCUCUUCGUUCUAUUGGUUCCAUCUGAACGCCUUUGUGGACCUGAACAGCACUAAACAGUUCUCCAGAGGCUUGGAGAGAUUCCGUAGUCUUUCUUAUCUCUCUGUAUCUAAUGCAGAAAAAUCUGCACGCUGCGAGAGUAGGUGGACUCUCCUCGCCGAAACGGAUGCUUGCUAUAAGACUUUCUUCGGGGAGACGUUCGACGAUGCGGAAAAUAUGUGUAAAACUCUCGGCGCACAUCUGACUUCAAUUCACAGCUUUGAAGAAAAUAUUUUCGUAGCCGAUUUGGCAAAAAUGGACAGACCAGGCACGACUGGGAUUGAUUUUACUUGGAUAGGACUACAUCAAGCAAAUAGCAGGAACUGGACCUGGACUGACGGCACAAAAAGUGAUUUCUUACCGUGGGCAAAAGAUUUUCCCGCGGGAAUAGGAAAAUGUGUGCUGCUGAUCAGUGAUGUCCACGCCCGCACUGGAGUAUGGUAUCAUGGAUGGGCAGAUGAGCCCUGCGAUUCAAGACUGAGAACUUACGUAUGCAAGAAAAUGGCUAUACAUUAGAGCAACACAUGUGCAUGCGAUUGUUUUGGUCGUUGAUGGUGUUUGACAUCUUGACACUGUUGGGAAGCAGUGAAUAAAUUUGUAAUGAAG
Cylicocyclus nassatus is the source of this 735-nucleotide messenger RNA. NCBI's taxonomy places the organism in Eukaryota, Metazoa, Nematoda, Chromadorea, Rhabditida, Strongylidae. The record is from the annotation of a GenBank genome assembly.